Messenger RNA from Trichoderma atroviride IMI 206040, 1943 nucleotides. RefSeq lists its product as uncharacterized. NCBI's taxonomy places the organism in Eukaryota, Fungi, Ascomycota, Sordariomycetes, Hypocreales, Hypocreaceae. The record is from RefSeq and is a predicted model, not a curated record.
AUGGAGGAGGACAUGCAUUAUCAGCACAUCAUGACAGCAUCUCAGCAGCGGCGUCCAUCACAACCGCCACCAUACGAAGACACCGGCCUCGCCAAGAUGCCAGAUGAAAGGGGAGGAGAGAGGGAAGGGGAGGGCAGGGACGAGGUUGAAGAGAAGGACUCGUUACCAGCCAAGAGCAGUUGGCUGAACCGUUUCAAGAGCAGAGGGAAGGAGUUGAAGAUGGCAAAGUCGAGCGAUGGUCUAGACGAUGAGACCAGCAGUGGACCCGGUAUCAUGGGCCGAAGUCUAAGUCACGAUGACUUGCCAAGCUAUUCAAGCUCUAUUGCUAUCGAAGGAGUAUUUCACAUGAAGCACGAGAUUGAAAAUACCACAAAAAGGGCAGAGGAUCGACAGUGGCACACCGUCUUUGUCGCCCUCAACGGAACCGCCCUCAGCAUCUACGGUACUAAGAAGGAUUGGAGCUGGGGCAAAUCACGCGAUGGCCCAUCCAUUUGUCCCGACAACCCGCCUUGGAUUAGAAAGGCAAAACUAGAAAAGACAUACAGUCUUUUGCAUGCUGAUGCUGGUAUUGCCGCCGAUUAUAAAAAGCGUCGUUAUGUUAUUCGAGUACGGGUUGAAACAGAUCAAUUUCUCUUGUCCUGUAUCGAACUGGGCACCUUUGUCAAGUGGCUCGAGUGCUUGUUUGCAGCUAUUGAUGUGGCAGCCCCUAUCGACGAACGAGAUUUCCCACGCGACAUGUCUAUCCCGCGAAUCCAGAGAAUCCGAUGGUACCGCAGCCACACUGGUGAAAUCUACCCAAGCACCCAGCCGGAAAUUCACCAAGAUCCACCUCCGGAGGCUGAAGGCCCCGUUACUCUUGACGCUCCUGACAAUGCUUCGGAGCGACAACCUCCAUCUGCUCAGCUGCCUACUCCGACGCCUGCCCCUUCACGAACCCACCCUACAGAGGAGACUCAGAGUAGCGAAGCUUUGGGACCCCACCUGAGAAUCGAUCCCAGGAAUGAUCCCUUCCAUCCCCUCAGCGUAACUUCAGAUCCAAAUCCAUCUAUAGACCCACACACGGGCAAAUGGUUCCCUGAACACCAGUGGACAUCUGCACACGAUCUGCUAUACGCCAAACUCUGCUACAGUAAUUUACUGUUUCGAAGCCCUCGCAAAUCAAACUACAUCAUUAGUAAAGGAAAGCAGUGGUUUGUCGAUUGGGGCACAGGUAGAAUGGUUCGCGUACUUCCGCCGGCCUAUGGCGAGGUAGACUUCUUUGGUCCUUGGCAAGUCAUUCAUACGGAAAACAGAAGGAUUUAACAAAUUCUUUGGGGUUGAACCAAGUCAAAACAAAUUCGGAAACGAGCAUUCCCAACGACAUUGGCCUGAUUCGAAGGAACAAGUUUGCCUCAGCACCAGGAUGCAUUUAUGCGGCCACACCAAUCCCAACAAUCCGACAUCAACAAUAACAGUCCUCCUCCAUAUUGAUAUGGACUAUCCUCUAUUCCACCUACAUAUUCCUGGGCAACAUCGGCUUGCCUUGUUUUCUCUUUUGUUUAUGCCUUGUUCAGUUAUACAGAUAGCCUGGUUGUAAAGGGCUAGAAAUCCCGCAUGGGAAUUUAGCACGGGGGGGAACGGGGGAGAAAGGCGCGAGCUCUAUCAUGAAGAGUUACUGGAAAAGGUGUUUUUGUGUUACGUGCAUACACGGGCGUCAGGAAUGAGCAUUUGCACAUUUAUUACCGGGCGGCAACAACAUCAUGGGCCGGAGUUUUGUUUUUAUUUUUAUUUUCAUUUGUAUUUGUUAUGCAUUUCAGGCAUGUAUAUUUCUGUCUAUGUUGCAUAUUGAGCGGCGGAGAAUGAAGAAGGGGUGCCGUGUGUUGGCAUAUUGGAUAUAGCCACAUACUAUCGCAUAUAUCGCUCGUCGUUGUAUAUACCGCAAUACAUUUGAUUCAUAUCUAGUA